GGUUCGGACAGUGUGGAGGAAGUGGCGGUCCCGCAGGAAACUGUGCGGAGUUUAUGUUGGAAGGAGGCUUCAGUCAGGUGAUUUGCUGACCCAGUACAGGUCCACAAUGCAGCCAGAGAGGGAGAGGGCGACAGCCAGGCAGUCAUGAUCUGCCUGAGAUGCGGGAAGGAGCCGCUAAUCUAACUUUCACAUCCCCGGAUAAGGUCGCCAUCUGAUUACACUGAAAUGACAUCCCUCUCAUCUACGGUGAGGUUUGUGGUUUACAGUAACUCCACAACUGCUGUGCAUAAAAAUUCAACAGUGUCCAUGGGCACCUCCUCAACAGCUUCAGUGCCUUGGCUAACCUCCUCAGCACCCACUGGCAUGGCAGCCAACGUCACCCAGCCACACCAGUGCCUCAUAGUACUCUUUGAAGAUAUCGGUGAAUCAAGGGUUCGGUUCUGGGAUGUCUUCCUCCUGAUCCCCAACGUGCUUUUCUUUACGUUUUUGCUCUGGAAGCUUCCAUCGGCUCGAGCGAAGAUCCGUGCCACAUCGAGCCCCAUCUUCACCACGUUCUACAUACUGGUCUUUGUCGUGGCAAUGGUAGGCAUCGCACGGGCAGUAGUUUCCAUGACAGUCAGUGCAUCCACUAUCGCCGUAGUAACAGAUAAGGUUCUCUGGGAGAUUUCGCGUUUCUUUUUGCUGGCAACCGAACUGAGUGUGAUCAUCCUAGGCCUGGCGUUUGGGCACCUUGAAAGUAACUCGAGCAUCAAACACGUGUUGAGUAUAACGACUGUUCUCGCUCUAGGAUACUCGAUAACACAGGGAACCCUGGAGAUCUUGUAUCCUGAUGCACAUUUGUCUCCUGAGGACUUUAAUGUCUAUGGCCAUGGAGGUCGGCACUUCUGGCUUGCCAGCUCUUGUUUUUUCUUCCUGGUUUAUUCAGCGAUUGUCAUUCUCCCAAAAACCCCUCUAAGGGAGAGAAUCUCCUUGCCCUCCAAGAAGAGCUUCUACACGUACGCCGGGAUUUUGUCAGUGUUGAACCUGAUCCAGGGGAUUGGCAGCGCGCUGCUCUGUGCCGAUAUUGCAGCUGGACUCUGCUGUGUGGAUGCCACCACGUUCCUGUACUUCAGUCUGUUUGCUCCACUGAUGUAUGUGACCUUCCUGAAGGGUUUCUUUGGCUCUGAGCCCAAAAUCCUCUUCUCCUACAAGUCGCAGGUCGACGAGCCGGAGGAGACGGACGUCCACUUGCCCCAGACGCACACCGGCUCCCGGAAGGAAGUGCUGGACUCUGGCCCCUACUCCAGCACGCAGAUCGACAGCUCGGCCUCCUACCUGGACGACCUGGCCGUGGGCAGCAUCAACAGCGUGGACAGUGACCGAUGGAGAAUGAUGAAUGCUUGAGGGUGGGCGGGGCACGAGCAGCAGCCUACAGAGUUGUGGGGGCAGCAGAGAAGGACUCUUCGGCUCUCUCCUCUCAUCACUGCUUCCGACAUCCUGGAAUUUCAGUCAUGGAAUGUAUGCAUUACAGGAUUUUAUAAAUCCUGCCAUUUUGAAUACUCCCUCAUUCACACAGCAUCUUCUUGCUACUUUUUAAAUAUUUCUACAUGUGCAUCCCUUCCCCCCACCAUUUAAAGUCGUCAAACUAUUCCAUACUGUAAACUUGUUUUAAUUACUGCUCCAGGCGAGGGUUUGAUUUCUUCUUUUCCAAUGAGGAACUGGGGAAAGUUUGAAAUUGGGGCCUGGCACCCUCCCUCCCACCCUCCCCAGUGUUUGCUUUCUGUCUGACCUGACUUGCCUGGUUUCAUUCAGCAUUUGCUUUUUCAAUUUCUUUCCUCGGCUACAAAUGAAGGAGGCCAAAACUGUCCACCAGUGUUUAAAGACUUCAUUACAAAUGCCUUUGCUAUGUUGACUGGGGUAACUACUCAGCCUGGUGGUGGCUGUGACAUUUGUGAACAGUCCUAUUCUCUCCCACUGGAGAUCGUCGGGGGCAAUUUGCUCCCUCGAAUACUGUCCAUUGAAAGAUUGAGGAUGAUUAAUAAAACAAAAACUUAUUUUUAA
Messenger RNA from Hypanus sabinus (Atlantic stingray), 2040 nucleotides. RefSeq names its product transmembrane protein, adipocyte asscociated 1 (gene tpra1). The transcript is spliced from 11 exons. Gene Ontology annotation, molecular function: G protein-coupled receptor activity. Gene Ontology annotation, cellular component: plasma membrane. The coding region runs from base 226 to 1383 and encodes 385 amino acids. The record is from RefSeq and is a predicted model, not a curated record. Gene Ontology annotation, biological process: G protein-coupled receptor signaling pathway. NCBI's taxonomy places the organism in Eukaryota, Metazoa, Chordata, Chondrichthyes, Myliobatiformes, Dasyatidae.